CUUUGAAACAUGGCUCUCAACUUUCAGACAUCGACGCUUUCUCUGACCUUGCCGAUAUCGUGCCAGAUAUGUCUCGGAAAGGUCAAGCAGCCGGUCAUUUGUGGAAACCACCACGUGUUCUGUUCAUGCUGCAUGGAGAUGUGGUUAAAGAAAGCUAGCCAGUGUCCCACUUGCAGAGUGCCCAUCACGGCAGAGAGCCCCUGCAGAGCAAUCAUCGGAGGCACAAAUGAGAGUGAUCACAGUGACAGCCCCUCCACAAGGAAAUGUCUCCGAAAAACCAGAGGAGAACUGCUUCUACGGGAGUAUGAGGAAGAAAUUGAAGGACUCCUCAGAGAAAACGAGGAGCUUAAAACAAAAAAUCUAAAUUUGGAGUCACACCUGAAGACUGCUUUGGAUCCCUGCAGUACUGAUUCAGUGCAAACAGACAACAAAACAGUCGACCCCUAUGUCCUGGAAGAAUGGACAAACAAGCUGCGAGCUGCAACAGAUGUUUGUGAUAAAGUAAAGCAGGACAUGGACAAGCUUAAGGAGGCAAAUAAAGCAUUGCGGUCUCAAAAUGUCGACCUUGUACAAGAGAAUAUGAGACUGAAAGCGGAGGUGACGAGCAGAUCUCCUCAGAAGUUUGGUCGAUAUACAGUAGCAGCACUGGAAGCAAAAAUCCAGCAGUACGAACGUGAGGUGGACCACUUGAAGAAGGCUCUGGAGCGCAGUGACCAGUACAUUGAAGACCUUGAAUCUCAAACCAGAAAGUCUGAAAAGAGAUCUCUUGAGAUGCAGGAGACUUGUGGGAAUAGCAAGGCCAGGUCAGAAACUCUCACCCAGCAACAGAAAGUCAGCAUGAUGAUAAGGAGCUUGAGCGAUAAUGAGAGGGGGUCGAUCUGCAGCAAUCCAGAGGCAGAAUGUCGAACAUUUUCUAGAAAUCACAGUUUGAUGUUUAUGCCAUCUGCAGACGACAAGGAGCUGAAUAAGAAUGUUACUGCAAACCAGAAAGGAGAGGAGUUGUGUAGCACCUCCUCUGACUUUUCACCCUCCACUCCAUCCAGUGCCUUUCAAUCCCUGACACUGAAAAGCCCCGGCAUCCGUGAGAAGAAAGUUGCAUUUAAACCUGCGUCUUAUCUUAGGAGACUUACUUUUGAAGAACUUCCUAGUCCUAGUAAGAGUAGUAGCGCCACAGACAACCAAUGUGGUAGCCUCGACAAAUUCCCAAAAGGCUUGCCAUCAAAUACUGAUGUGGAGCCCUCAAAGUCUGUCUUUUGGGGUGCUUGGCAGAGAUCUAAAUCUAAUGACCAAUCCUGUCCAGGUGCAAGUAAAGACAGCUUGGUGAAAGGAUCCACAUCCACCAGUGUUUUAGUGGAGCCCGAUAGCUUCGAGUUUUCCAGUGAAGCCUCCAUGGAUGCCGCUUACCUAGAUAAAAUCUCCGAGUUGGACUCCAUGAUGCUGGAUGGAGAGAGUUCCAGUAGCCGGGGGUCUCACCUCUCCCUAGCAUCCUCCCCUCCUACAGACUUGGACAACACUCUCGUCCCAGAACUACAAACCUGUGCCGAAGUCUCGACAAGCAGCGACCGCAAGCGUGUGACAGAAUGCGACAGCUCAUCACGUGACCUCGUGGACGGCACCGUGAAUAGUAAAGAGGCUUCAAAAGGCGGUGCAGAAGAAAGUUUUUCUCCACUGGUUUCCGGAGGGGAGAGCAGUGUCCCUGGCUGUGCAGAGCAUGAAGAGGCCUCUCAGACCGAAGAACUGUCUUUUGAUUUGCUGUUUGAUUCAGUGGAAGAGAAUAAGGCUGGUCCCUCUGGCUCUCUCAGUCCAGCUGGCCAACACCAUGAUCAUGUAAACCCCCCCUCCUCCUCUUAUUCCUCUUCCUCCAGCAGCACCAGUAAACCUGUGAACACAAGAGACAGGCACACACUGAGCAUUGGCCAGCCUAUCAAGAGAAAGUCACACAGUCCCUUUAAUACAAGCAGUCCCACAAAACUUUCCAAGCUCAUGUAG
Molecule: messenger RNA, 1989 nt
Organism: Scomber japonicus (chub mackerel)
Lineage: Eukaryota; Metazoa; Chordata; Actinopteri; Scombriformes; Scombridae
Gene: obi1
Product: ORC ubiquitin ligase 1
Exons: 6
Coding region: 10-1989 (659 amino acids)
Biological process (GO): protein monoubiquitination; regulation of DNA replication
Molecular function (GO): metal ion binding; ubiquitin-protein transferase activity
Source: RefSeq, a predicted model, not a curated record